AUGCCGCCCAAGCAGGCUGCGAAGGGAGGCCCCGGCGCACCAGGUGAUGAAGGGGAUAGAGGCAGCCAGGGUGGGUGGGGGUGUGAUGGCGUUGGUAAGGAGGAGAGUGGGAAAGGAGGGAAGGGAGGCAAGGGUGGCAUUGGUGCACCUAGAGGGAGGGGCGGUAAUGGAGGCGAUGGAGCGCCUGGUAGGAAAGGUGGGGAAGUGGGUGGCCAGGACAAUUACUUGAAGAAGGUGUUUCGUAGGGGCGGGCCCGGUGGCGGCGGCGUCUACUCCGGCAUCAACUUUCUAGGAGCUUCGGUGUUCUUCUCAACUGUUGUCGGUAAUUCCGACGCCGUCGCUGCUGCCAUCAUCAGUGGUGAAUCUAGCCAACAAAUGAGGAGGGGGCUCAUCUUCCUUCUCUUCUUCUUCCUCCCUCCUUCUUCUUCAUUCUUUCUUCCCAAAAAUGGAGGGGAGAUUGGGGGUAUCCAUUGA
Molecule: messenger RNA, 474 nt
Organism: Panicum hallii
Lineage: Eukaryota; Viridiplantae; Streptophyta; Magnoliopsida; Poales; Poaceae
Product: PE-PGRS family protein PE_PGRS26-like
Exons: 1
Coding region: 1-474 (157 amino acids)
Source: RefSeq, a predicted model, not a curated record